This is a messenger RNA of Phalacrocorax carbo (great cormorant), 1630 nucleotides long. The record is from RefSeq and is a predicted model, not a curated record. NCBI's taxonomy places the organism in Eukaryota, Metazoa, Chordata, Aves, Suliformes, Phalacrocoracidae.
UAGCGGUGCUGAGGGGGGUCCGAGCAGCCCCAGGGGGCGUCGUGGUCGUGCCUGGUGCUGCGGCUUUGUGUCGGUCCUCUGGCAGGUUUCAGCUCCUGGAGUUCUUUUCUAAACGUUCUUGCGUCUUGACCGCUUGCUUUCUUUUCUUCUGGAAAUAAGGUGCAAAGAUCUCAUCCUGAAUAAUUGUUUUUAAAAACCCUGCCGCCGUGAAACUAGAAUAUACAGCAAUUUCAUGGGAAGAGGGAGCUGUCUUUGUUUAAAACAGUAGGGUGUCUGCAAGCAGAAGUGAACUGACGCCUCUGGUACUUUUAAUUCCAAAAAAGAUGAAGAUCCCCUCUUUGCUGCUGAGAUUCCCUCGUUGUUAUUCCUCUAGAAGAACUUACUUCACGAGCUUUCACUUCGCUUCCAGAGCAGAUUUCCUGUCCGUUGCAUCUCUUACGCCUGUGCACCACUACCACACGAAAUGGAUAUGUUCGUCAAAUGGUUUGAGGAGAGAGCUGUGUCAACAAGUGGCUCCUGACCAGCAAAUAGAGGGACUUUCUGACAGAGAACAAAGGCUCAUAGACAGACUUUACAGUGGACUAAUCCAGGGUCAUAGAGCCUCUCUAGCAGAAGCCAUUACACUUGUAGAAUCAACUCAGAGUAGGAAGAAGAAAAUAGCCCAGGUGCUCCUUCAGAAGGUAUUAUCCUACCACAGGGAACAAGAAAAGUUAAAUCAAGGAAAGCCACUUGCCUUUAGAGUGGGGUUGUCUGGUCCUCCUGGUGCUGGGAAAUCAACUUUCAUAGAAUGCUUCGGGAAAAUGCUUACCGAAAGAAAAUACAAAGUGUCUGUGUUGGCUGUAGACCCUUCUUCUAGUACAAGUGGUGGUUCUCUAUUGGGUGACAAAACACGGAUGACUGAAUUGUCAAGGGACAUGAAUGCAUACAUCAGACCAUCUCCAACCAGAGGGACGCUAGGAGGUGUAACAAGGACCACAAACGAAGCCAUUCUGCUGUGUGAAGGAGGCGGCUACAAUGUUGUUCUUGUGGAAACAGUAGGUGUGGGACAGUCAGAAUUUGCUGUGGCUGAUAUGGUUGAUAUGUUUAUAUUACUGCUACCACCUGCAGGUGGAGAUGAAUUACAGGGCAUCAAACGGGGCAUAAUUGAGAUGGCAGAUCUAGUAGCUAUAAAUAAAGCUGAUGGUGAUUUAGUUGUGCCUGCACGGAGAAUACAAGCUGAAUAUGUUAGUGCUAUGAAGCUCCUUCGCAAGCGUUCAAAGGUUUGGAGACCAAAGGUAAUGCGCGUCUCUGCCAAAACUGGCGAAGGUAUCUCAGACAUGUGGGAUAAAAUGACAGAAUUUCGUGACCUCAUGCUCACAAGUGGCGAGUUGAUUGCCAAACGACGGAAACAGCAGAAAGUGUGGAUGUGGAAUCUCAUCCAAGAAAAUAUGUUGGAACAUUUCCGGAGCCACUUGGCAGUCAAGGAUAAGAUUCCACUUCUAGAAGAAAAAGUUCUUAGUGGUGUCCUGUCCCCCGGGCUGGCAGCCGACCUGCUACUGAAAGCAUUCAAAGAUGGUCUCUAAGCGUUAGAUUCUACUCUGUUCUUGUUAAGUGCUUUAUGUAAACGUGAACAUUAAAUACAGCUUUCCUA